Aspergillus nidulans FGSC A4 is the source of this 1545-nucleotide messenger RNA. Its product is annotated as putative mRNA processing protein (Mss51). Bases 31 to 1545 code for a protein of 504 amino acids. The transcript has 3 exons. NCBI's taxonomy places the organism in Eukaryota, Fungi, Ascomycota, Eurotiomycetes, Eurotiales, Aspergillaceae. Gene Ontology annotation, cellular component: mitochondrion. The record is from RefSeq and is a predicted model, not a curated record.
CAACUCAGAGCCAUACUUUUAACCAACGAAAUGGCGGCCGAAUUCACCUGUGGCCGUUGCCUGCAGGCUUUACGAAGAGGCAUUCUCUCUUCCAGAUCGCCUCUACGAGCACCUUAUGCUGUUAGUUCGAAACAGGUACAUGGGUCGUCCGCAGCCUUGACGCGUGGAUUGGAGUCUCGCAGGUCUUCAAGAUACUUGCUGGCGCCAAAACUAGCCUCAUUACCUACUGCAGCACCGAUAAUCCAGAAAGCGACAUCUGCGACAUCAAACGGGCCCAAUUCCCGCCCUCUCUUGAAACCGAAUAACCUAUUCCACGACUUCACCCAGUCUCCGUCGCCUGAAAUUCGUCAACGUGCGGCCUUCAUCAAACAGAACGCUUUCUGUCCUCAUCCCAGUCACCAGCAGACCCGAGUACCUGUAUCCCCGCACGAUCCAGAAUCGCGCAAAAGCCUCACGAAUGCCAGCCUCCCCCCGGCUCAUUCGCAUUUUGAGUGUCCAGAUUGUGGUAUCCCGAUCUACUGCUCUGAGGGCCACUGGAUGGAUGAUUUCGAAGCCCACUUAGAAGUUUGCGAGACUCUUAGGCAGAUCAACGAGGACGACCAUGAUCUGCGCUCUGGGCGUUUUUUCCCGGAGUUUGUAAUGCCCGGCCUGCAAGAUGAAAACUUCGUCAUAAACAUGACGAACUGGGAUACUUUUCUUUACACAAGAGAGUUUGAUGCGAUUAAUGAUGACCGGAGUAUGCGGCAGGUGACGCGGAUGCUGACAUACCCGCUCACAAUCGGAAGUGUAUUGCAUGAACUGAGCCCUUAUAGCAUCAGAAAAAAUCAGAGACUUACAACCGAGGGUCUUAAGAGUGUGAGCGCCCUUCGAUACUCCCUACAUCCGCCUAGGACCGGGGAGGGCGUCGAUAUCCAGGGCCUGCGAGUAAAAGCACCUCCUGUGCGGAUCUUUAUCCUAGGAGCGCGCGCUGAAUCAUCUCUACCUCGCGAUGUGUGGCUUCAACUCAGCCAUAUUUUCCCACGGUCUCUCAUCCAUCUCAUCUUCAUCGGCCCUGAGAGCAUGGCGAACCGCGACGAGGAGUUUCCCCUGCCCGAGCGCACGCCUGAGAACCCUUUCGGAGGAAUUGUUGAAGACAGACUAGGUGGUCAGAUGAAAAUAACAACAUAUGUGGAUUAUUUCCACACGAUGUAUAAGGCACAAUACUUUCAGCCUUUCGACCCCUACCUGGACUGCAUUGUGCUCUUCCACCCCGGUCUUGGACACCCUGCCAGCUCCCACGAGUGGGAGGAAACAUUGCCUCUGCUGCUGGAGACCAAGGUUCCAAUCAUCACCACUGGCUAUACACAGUGGGAUAUGGAGAGAGAUAUCAACUGGGUGCGUGAGAAGUGUGCCGGCGAAUUUGACAUUCUACUCGAGCCCGGUGAGAAUAUAUUCCGUAGUCUGCGGUGGGAUCUUAAUGACCUUGACCCACAUGACAUUUCUUGUGGCAACUGGGGUUUGUGGGCGUUCAGAGGGAAGAGAUAUGAGGCGACGUUUAAAGCUUAG